AAAUAGCCAUAGGAAGGAAUGCUGGUCACAUCGUGAUCUCUUCGGCGCGAUGGUCUUUUGGUCAACACUGGCAAAGCCGCCAUUUUUGACUCGGGCAGCAUCUUCUCUCAGACACCCCCCAGACACUGCAGGCUCAGAUUCAGUGUUAAUAGCGAUGAGAUAGAGACAGCCACGGCCUUACAUAUUGCUCUAAAACAACUAGACGGCUUCGGCCACGCGUUAGAAGAAAAAGCCCGAAGACAGACGGUUUUGUAAGCUAUCUCCAUAAUAUAAACAUAUGCUAUUAUCGUCAUCGAUCAUCGUCCCAAUCGUGUUGUCGUAAUCAAAAGCGGACGCGAAGUUGACCGGGUUAAUGUCAUCGAAUCCAGAGGACAAGCCCGUAUAGAGACUAGCUAAGCCAAUAGCGUGGAGAUCAGCUGAUAAAGCCCGCCGCUUUCUCGUUCAGCGAGCAAAUCAAAAGAGAGCUAGCGGGCUCGCCCUACCACCUGCUUGUGUGUCUGUGAAGGAGGGGUGUUCUUGCUCUGCUUCUGCGAGGCGGAGAAGGACGGCAGGUCGACCAAAGGCGCUGCGUUACCAGUCACCGCACUCACCAUGGCGGCGGUGGCGGGCUUCCGUGCCUCUUACCAUCGACUCUUGGACCGGAUCGAGCUAAUGUUGCCUCCGCGGCUGCGCCCUAUGUAUAACCAUCCUGCAGGUCCCAAAACAGUGUUUUUCUGGGCACCUGUUAUGAAAUGGGGUUUGGUCUGUGCUGGAAUGGCUGAUAUGACUAGGCCAGCAGAAAAACUCAGCACAUCACAGUCGGCAGUGUUAAUGGCCACAGGACUUAUCUGGUCAAGAUACUCCUUAGUUAUUAUUCCUAAAAACUGGGGUCUAUUUACUGUUAAUUUCUUCGUGGGAUGUGCUGGUGGCUCUCAGCUGUACCGUAUAUGGAGGUAUAAUCAAGAGCUAAAAGCCAAGGAGAAGGAAGAGAAGCAGCAGCAAUAAAAAUGUAAUUCAUCUCUUCACAUUUCAGUUGUGAACUCUUUCAAGGGACCUAGUUGUAAUCUUGUGCAGUUGUCCAGGCUGAAUUUUUACAAAUGUUUGAGCAUGUUUUUAUAUAAACUAAAAAACAUCUCUUUACACAAAUAAAGUUUGACGACUAUAAUAAAA
Messenger RNA from Heteronotia binoei (common prickly gecko), 1149 nucleotides. It is a transcript of the gene MPC2, whose product is annotated as mitochondrial pyruvate carrier 2. Gene Ontology annotation, biological process: pyruvate import into mitochondria. The transcript has 5 exons. NCBI's taxonomy places the organism in Eukaryota, Metazoa, Chordata, Lepidosauria, Squamata, Gekkonidae. Gene Ontology annotation, molecular function: pyruvate transmembrane transporter activity. The record is from RefSeq and is a predicted model, not a curated record. Gene Ontology annotation, cellular component: mitochondrial inner membrane. Bases 592 to 984 code for a protein of 130 amino acids.